CAGUCUGCACACUGUCAGCAGGACGCCGCCUACUGCCAUCAGUGCUCUGCUGACGGAAUUGAAAGGGGGGAUCUUGAUGAACAUUGAAAGCCCCCGCCUGUGGCCAGGUGUGAUGGGUUUGUUCAGACGGUCGUCCAGCUCGGAGGCCCCGCCCACCCUCCUCAGGCUCUCACCCCUCAGGCAGAGCGUGGGCGCCGGGACCUCGCACGCCCACACGCACUACUACAGGACACAUGCCGCGGGGGGGACCGAGAGCCCGGUGUUGCGUCGUCUGCACCACCGCCGCGCAUCUUCCGUUGAUCCGGCGCCCAGAGAGAAAGGGUCGCCGAGGUUCCGCCGCCGCGUGGAGAGCCAGUGGUCGUCGCUGGUUUCUCGAUGGCGCAACAUCGGCUCGCCCGCCCGCCACGUGGUCACGCCCACGCCCGACCACGAGGGUCUCGUGGGCGGCGGCGACCGUGUGCACAUGAUGCGAUGGCCCGCUGCACGCCAUCAGGUCUCGCCUGGGUCGAGGGCGGUCACGGCAGACCCGCGCCAUGUCGCUCUGCGAUGCGGACGACGAGUGGGCGGCGCCCAACCGCCAGUGGGUGGACUCGCGGGCGGUGCUGGAGUGGGCGCGAAGGUGUGGCGAGCGCGACGACGAGCAGGACUCGGGCGUGACGGUGAGCGACAACGACGAGGCCUUCCAGCGCGGGCGGCUCCUCCUGCCACGACGAGGCCUUCAGCGAGACCUGCAGCGACACCUUCCCCGCCAGCGACAGACACGACGACGCCGCGCCCCACCCGGGGGACGUCGUGCCCCCUCCCCCGCCCAGGGACCCCUCGCCCUCGGGGGAGUUCUCUCACAGCUGCUCGACGCCGCUCUCCUCGCCCUACGCCUCGCAGCCGCAGCCCCACAGCCCCGCGCAGCCCCGCCGGGAGCCUGCUCAGCCGGGCCUGCACCAGCCCAGGAUCGUCGCCGACCACGUCAUAAAGAUGGACACGCGCGACCUGCACGGGGGGGCGGCGUGGCCACCAGGGUGGGGGGGCGGGCGAGGAUCUCCUCGUGUGUGGACUCGUGCAUCUGGGAGGAGCCGCCCCCGCUGGACCUGCGACCUCCCGCCCACACGCCCGCCCACACGCCCAGUCACUCCCCCGCCCACUCCCCCGCCCACCGCACCACCACCCUGGACCGCCACAAGCACCAGGGGCGCCGAUCCCCGCCCACCCCGACCUCCCUGACACUCGGAAGGGCCGGCCUGCGGAGCACCGCCACGUCCCCCUCCGACGCCGAGGACAGACUCAAGCUCCAGCGACUCAAGUGCUCGCUGGACACCUCGACGGACGGCGCGCCCAAAGCGCCCCUCACGCCCACCGGCGAGCACAACAAGUCUACCUCCAGCCACGAGGACGAGGACGCAGACAAAACGGACGGCCAGCCCAGCUUCUGCACGUUGCCCCGCCAGAAGAGGGAAGUCACCUUCCAGAUCCGGACGGUGGUGUUCGAGAAGGGCCCGGGGCACCGCUCGCUCGGCUUCAGCAUCGUCGGGGGCACAGACUCCCCGCGCGGCUCCAUGGGCAUCUUCGUCAAAACGGUGUUCCCCCAAGGACAGGCCGCCUCCUCAGGCGCUCUGCAGGAAGGUGACGAAAUCCUGGCAAUCAACGGCAAGCCCCUGCACGGCAGUUCCCACAAGGAGGCCAUCCUGGCUUUCAAGGAGAUCAAGCAGGGCAAGGUGGUGCUGCACAUCGGCCGCAGACGGAAGAAGAAGGCCGUCGCUCACCAGUGAUCUGCGAGAAAGACGUCUCACAAGCAGUGAUCGUGUCUCCCUUCCAGCUGUGACGGCGCCCAGUGAGCUGCUGUGGCGCUGUCUGUGGCUAUGACCGAGCAUUAUCUCGCGUCCUCCUGCAGCGGUCUGCUGUUUGUCCAGCAGUCGGAACUGCUGCUUUCUCUGAUGAUGGCAGCGGCGGCAGUUGGUCCGUUUGCAGUCCGCCUCUGGUGCUAUCUGAUAGUACUUCUCGUCCUCUCGGUAUUGGCGGUGAGCGACGUGCUGGCGUGUGCAGUUUGGUGGCAUCAGACAACCAUCAGCAGUGGGAUCUAGGGACCGAGUAACCAAGAAAAGGACCUCCAUCUCUGAGUGCCAAGUUAACGGUGCGGUUCGAGCUCCGGCGCGGAUGGUGGUGUUAGGAACCAUUCCGCUGGGAAGCCAUGUUUCAGAAAUGCCUUGACGACUUUCGAGUUUGAAAACAAGAUGAAUAUUUAAGAGAGAAUACGUACAGAGGAACACUGACUUCGUAAAAUCAAGCUGUCGGUUUUUGUUGGAGCCAUAGCAUGAAGUUGUGUGUGCCUGAUGACGGUCGUCAGCUUGGGUCGAAGCGUGGCUUCGUGCUCAUUAGAAUAUCAGUUUUAAUCUGAAUAUUUUUCAUUCGUUUUAUUAUUGUUAUUUUGUUAGUCACUUAAGAAUAUUUAUGAUUUUCCCUUCUCGGUCGUCUCUUUGGAUCUCGUAAACCAGAUCAGGUUAAUGUAGUCCAGAAGCUUAAAACUAAACCUGAGAGUAAUCAGACCUCCGUUGGCCCCCGUGCUGCUAGUGUUAACUCUUUCGUUGUAUGCGCCGCCAACCCACGUCCACAGUGCAGAUGGGCCGCAGUCACACACCAACAGUUAACGUAACAACAAGCGUUCGACCUACAUUUUACUUAAAUGCGAGAUAGUUUAAACAUAUGUAAGGUUCUACGUUCCCAAAUUGGUCUUGUAAAAAGUGAGAGAGACCGCGUGGCCCAACCAUCCCGACCCAAGAGUGUCGCCCAAGCAUGGCCAGGUGGGUUCCAAACUGCAGCAUAGAAUGUGUAGUCACUUAGGCUCUAUGAAACACCGAGCUGUAAGACGGCCUAAGGCUGCCUCCUUCCUAGUCGACAGAGCAGAAGUGUAACCUUUUAUAAUUCUGUAUUAAUAAUAACUUGCUGUAUAGACUUUACAGUUCUGAAAGGUUCUUUGUUUUAAAGGAACAUUUUUUUUCAUUUCUUGUACAUUUUUAUUGUGAUAAAAUUGAAAUAUUUAGUUCUUUCAUUAUCGCAAGCUAUUGUAAUCUUAUGUUAAUAUACCAUGUAAUCCUUGUGAUAUAAAUGUAAAG
Penaeus monodon (black tiger shrimp) is the source of this 3104-nucleotide messenger RNA. Its product is annotated as serine/arginine repetitive matrix protein 2-like. The record is from RefSeq and is a predicted model, not a curated record. NCBI's taxonomy places the organism in Eukaryota, Metazoa, Arthropoda, Malacostraca, Decapoda, Penaeidae. Gene Ontology annotation, molecular function: protein binding.